Molecule: messenger RNA, 1133 nt
Organism: Prunus avium (sweet cherry)
Lineage: Eukaryota; Viridiplantae; Streptophyta; Magnoliopsida; Rosales; Rosaceae
Source: RefSeq, a predicted model, not a curated record
UCAUUGAAUGUUGCAAUUGUUAGACUUUAGACCUUGACCUUUGUUUGGUUGCCCAGAAAACUGAAUAGUAUAAAAGGGAAACAUUGAAUUUCUUGGUAAUUUGUACGAGAAAUAGGACCGUUUUAUUGACUCAGCCAAAAGAAAUGCACUUUGCUGAUGCCAGUUCCUGUUUCAGUUUCCAAGCAAAAACUAUAGUCAUAGCAGUAUUUUUCUCUUCUUUUCAUCUCAUUUCUCAAUAAUCAAACUUGCUUGAUUUCCAUAAAGUCAAAGCUUUUUCUGCAUAUGUGUUAUGAAAGUGAGCAAUUUCCCUUUUCUGAACAAGCAGAAAUUACCCAACAUAUUGUCUGUUUCCACUUCCACUGGUUGGGCCCGAGAUACUUGGUGCAACUGGCAAAAGAUCUUUGAGUGAGAAAAUGGCUGUGGCUUUUACCCAGCUUUCAUGGUGGUUGUGGAGUGGAAAGCAGAAAGAGCCUAGAAUCUCCAAUGCAUCCUCUUUAAGUUCUUCACCCGACCCUGGCAUGUGGGAAUCUGAUGGUUUAAAGUUUCCUUCGGUUAAGGGGGCCAGUAUGGCCUCAUCAUCAUCAAGAAGGGUGAAACGCAAAUGGCAUAGUCGGGAAGAACGGAAAAUUGAUAGGGAAUAUGAUCUUGUUCUAGUUCCAUCUGAGGGAGGAUGUUUUUCUGGUUCUGAGUCUGAUGACUCAGAUUGGUCAGUUGGAUGGUUGGAGCCUCAUGGACCUGAGUUUCGGAGUGAUGAUGAUACAGACGAUAGUUUUGCUGUGCUGGUUCCAUGCUAUGGGCGUGUUAUUCAUGAUAUGGUGAAGGAUCCAAAGAGCAAUAUCUUGAGCACUGUUGGGAACAUCCCAGAUGGUUAUUCCGAUGAAAGCAAGAAAUAUAUGGAAGAGUGGCUCUCUUCUCUCAGGAACAGCUGAAGGCAGAUUGAAAUGGAUACUUAUUAGUAGAAGAGGACUGGCUAAUGUUGGUCCAAGCUAAUAUAACUUUGAGUAGUAGACAUGGAGAUUUAUGAAGGAUUACUAUUGCUAGAAGGUGGUCUGCUUUCUUGCUGGAUUUGCCUUGGCCUUGGCCAGCAAGGAGUUGGCUGCUUCAAAAUUUAGGGUGGUACCGUGUGACACAAG